GGGAUAUAUGUUGAAUAGGGUUGCGAAGGGACGUAAAAAUGGCGACUUUUAACUCCUUCCGGCAUUGAAUACUCGUACUAAUGUGUGCUUUUGACAUUAUAAACAACUAUUAUAUUCUUAUUCAACUUAACUAUUAUCUACAGAAACAAUUACUCUAAAAAAUUAACCAGUGAUAAUUCGAAAAAACGGAAUACCUCAAUCGUUAUUUAAAUAAAUAGUAAAUAUAAAUAAUAAUUGUCUUUUAAAUUUUUUUUUUUUCGUGUCAUUAUAACCUCACUAUAGCCCACUGAGUUUACAAAAUAUUCACCCUUCCCCCCCACAAACAAUGGCAAUGAAUGAAAAUUUCAAUUAUUCCGAACUGUGUCGACUGUGCUCAUUAAAAAGUAAUCAUCAGCUACAAAUAUUUGAUAAGGAGGGUGAGCAAAGACAGAUACUUUUUAAAAUACGUACUCUCAUAGGUUCUGUGACAACAAAAGAAGAUGUCCUACCAAAAAAUAUAUGCCAAAAGUGUCUAUAUAAAUUGGAUAUGUUUUUUGAAUUCCGAGCAAGUUGUAUGGCCACUGAAACAGUUUUGAAAAAUUAUGCGGACACGUUAAAACAACUCGCGCAAUCAGUCAGUAAUCAGAACGAGAAAGACAAAAUGUCGACAAGCGGACAACAGCAACAGCAGCGUUCAUCAUAUGUGGAAGCACAUGCAACGGCGCAUGCGACACUGCAGCAACACAUGGCACAGCAAGUAGCUCAGACUAGACUCACUGGUCCAGGACUUUCAUCAGCACCCCAACCACUUAAUCCUACCUUUACAUUACCGGAUGAUGGUUUGGGUUACGAUGAUGGGCAUCGAGUUCUUCGUUCUAUUGGCACAUGGUCACCAGAUUAUUCAGCAGCAAUGGCACGACCAAGUGGUGUAAUGCCAGUAUUUCCUGGUACAACAGAUCAACAAUUUCCAAAUAAUCGCGCGGCUACAUUAAAUCAACCGUUAAGAACGACAAAUAAUGUAGGCGGUGUACGUCCUGGUUCUGUUUCAAAAGCUACAAAUACUGGAGAACCAACAACUAAAGCAUUUGCUUGUACUGUUUGUGGCAAAGGUUUAGCACGUAAAGAUAAACUUGUUAUACAUAUGCGUAUACAUACGGGUGAAAAACCGUAUUCCUGUGAAGUUUGUGGAAAAGCAUUUGCACGACGUGAUAAACUUGUUAUUCACAUGAAUAAACUUCGACAUAGACCGGGAGUUACUCCAUUAUCAACGCCUACUGCUCCUAAUUCUGAUCAACAGCAGCAACAGCAACAGCAGCAACAACAACAGCAGCAACAACAACAGCAACAGCAGCAGCAACAACAACAACAACAGCAGCAACAACAACAACAACAACAACAACAGCAGCAGCAGCAACAACAGCAGCAGUUGCGUAGAGAAGUUUCUGUUCAUAAAUUAAAAGAAGAACCUCUUACUUAUGUUUGUGAAAUAUGCAAUAGAGUAUUUACUGUUAGAGAUGAAUGGAUACAACAUGCACGAUCUCAUUCAAUAGAGUCUGGUCAAGUCCAACAUGCAGCAGCAUAUUUUCCAAAUUCAGCACCACCGCUGCAAACUUACAACACUGGCGGCAAUUUUUGUCCAGUGUGUCGUAUGGAUUUCCCGAAUAAAGAAGACACCGUAUUUCACUUACGCACUCAUUUCACUUCAGGACAACAGACCUUAUUGCAGAAUCAGAUUAAACAGGACCCAGCUAUUGCCGAGAUGAUAGCACGUGGUAUGGUAGAUCCUACACUAUGCAGCUAGAAUUUUCCUCACUAUCGUAAUCCGACGUCGAUACGUGUCUUACUGUAGUAUAAAAAAAAAAUAACAAUACUAAUAACAAUUAUUCGUUCACACACAUAAUAAUAACGGCUGCAUCACCGUGCGUUUUGUGAUUCUAUUUUUAGAUAAUCAUUUUUUUUUUUUUAUAAUUCACUAAAAAUAAUUAGUGAUUUGUUUUUUUAUUAAUUAAUUUUUAAUUAAAAUUUAUUCUUUAAUGACUUUAAUGCGUAAGGUAGAUAAUAUUGUUAAUUACGUGGAUACUUAAUAUCCAUUACAUAUUUUUAUCGCGAUUUUGAAAUAUCCCUCAUAAAUAAGACAUUUUUUUUUUUGAACCGUAAAGUCAAAAUAUGAAAUUAAAAUUACAUAACACUUGUUACUUUAUUUAAUUAAUUUUAAGUAAAGUGACAGUUAAAAGAUAAAUAAGCUUCCACUAUAAAUUACUUUGCGAUGUUAAUUUUUAUUUUAAUAAUAUUUUAUAAAAAGUAAAAUUACAAUCUAUUAAAUUUGCUUAUGACAUCGCUUUCUUCCUUUAUGUCUUCGUAAAUAUAAUUAUAACAGUUUUAAUAAAUAUAAUUAUAAUUAUUAUUACAUUUUACGUGUAUAAUAAAUUGAUAAUAAUUUUAAGAACACGAGUAUGGAAAAGUUGCCGUGCCUCCUAAGGAAAUAUUAAUUUUUCACUUUUAUUGGACUGACUCACGACUGAUUGCUACUAUAGUUUUUUUUAACGAUUUUAUUUCUUUAAAUAAUUCAAGAAAUUUAAUUGUUUAAAUUUUUGGCUUGAAUAUUUCAAGUGAUCACAGUUUUUUUAAGGACAAAAUGUUGAGUUGAAAUUAUUGUACAUAUUGUAAUUUCUACUAAAAAAUAAGAAAACAUCUGAAAAAUGGUUGACUCUGCGACCAACACCAAAAACUUCCCGAUGUUUUCAAGCUCAGAAACAGUGCGGCCAGAUCGUGGGAUAUUUUUACCCCCGCCUGGUGUUAUACUCUGUACUAUUUCACCACGGGAAUGGUAAAACAAUCCCACGAUCUGGCAGCACUGCUCAGAAAGUUAUUAAACGUAAAUUUUUGAAUUCUUCCAGAUUCAAAAAUUUUUAUUUUGUUCAACAAAAAAAAAAUACAAUUAGUUAAACAUUAAUUAAUUUUUGUCGUAUGAAUUCUUUGGAACGAAUCAACCGAUUUGAAUUUACUUGGCGGCAAUCGAAAGGACUCAUCAAGAUUUAGAGCUCAAUACAUUACGAGGUGAUUCGGGCAAGUAGAUUAUGAGUUAUAUGAAAAUAACCUCAAAAAAAACAUUUUUAAUAUUUAUUUUUCGUAUAACUCGUAACUCAUUCGACCGUUCGAUUUUAAAAUUUAUCCAGAUCUAAGUCUUGAUAAACCCUUUCGAUUGCCACCAAAAAUGACCAAAUCGGUUGAUUCGUUCCAAAGAUAUCGUUCUCAGAAAGAUUGGAACCCGACUGGUUACUGUUCUGCACCGGACUCAGUGCGGUGCUGGAAAAAAUGCUCGAUUGUGGUGCAGCACUACACUGAUUACUGUGUGGGACUUGACUAAGUUAUGUGCGCAUAUCACUCAAUCAGGUUCCGCACAGUAAUCAGUGUGGCGCUGCACCACAAUCGAGCAUUUUUUUCCAGCAACGUAUUGAGUCGGGUGCAGAACAGUAACCAGUCGGGUUCCAAUCUUUCUGUGUACCAUAAAAAUUAAUUUACAAACACACACACACACACACGGGCGUUCAUCCGGACAUGGAAUAGUUUCCUAGGAUCUCAAAAUAAGAUCUGAUGAAAACUCGAUUUUUGGAAAUCGAACCAAAACCAAUGACCCUUUUUUUUUUAAUUUUCAAUUUUUUACAGCGGGAAGUUUAAAAAAACAAAUAACGGAAAUAUUAAAAAAAUAUUUUCAAUAAAACAUAACUAUUGUCUUUUAAUACUAAAGUUUACUAUAAGUAAUUAGUCCAGUGAUUUAAUAGUAAAAUUAUUUAGUUUUUAAAUAUUGAAUGAUACUUUUGAUAAAUUAUUUAAAAUAAUAAUCAAAUUUUAAAAAUAUUGUUAAUUUUUUUUUUUUCGUUACGUUAAAAAUAUAAUUAACAAGGUGAGGUAACUGACGAGAGUUCGUAAAACAUUUUUGAUGAAUGAAAAAAUUACAGUGCAAUUGAAUAACAAUUAAAUUUCUCUGUGCUUCGAUAAUCUUUGAUAAUGAUAAUAAUAAUUUAAAUAAAAUAGAAUAAUGAAAAGAAAAAAAAUACAAAUUAAUAAUAAAUAAUCAUAACUAGUGUGUGAAUAGAUAAUCAAUAUGCAACGAUGUUUAAAAUAUAAAUAAUAAUUAAUGAACUGGUUUAUUAGACGCAUAGUGCCUUGUCUUUGGAACUACGUACUGUAAAUUUAUUAUAUUUGUUUAGAUUAUUUUAGUAAUAUACCGAUAGAAGGAGGCACACUGGCACGCAUUUAAUAAUAAAUAGAUUUAAGGUUUAUUGUAAUAUUGAUGUAAUUUUUUAUGUUAUUAGUUAUUAUUAUUAUUAUUAUUAUUUGAUUAAGUUUAUUUUUGUUAAGAUAUUUGUAUUAAAAUGCCAUCGCCUCUAGCAGCUGUUUUUAUCUACUUUUUAUACCGUUGAUGUCACAUACUUUAAGCUAAGAGUCAGUAUAUUACUGCCAUAAUCAUUAUAAUGCAUCUGUAUACUCAUAAUGUCUUUAUAUAAAUAAAUAUCAUUAAAAAUAUCAUUCAUUUUAUUUUAUUAUUUUAUGAUUUAUUGAGGAGUUGCAUACACUGUAAAAA
This is a messenger RNA of Microplitis mediator, 4564 nucleotides long. Its product is annotated as ras-interacting protein RIP3. The transcript has 6 exons. Bases 326 to 1780 code for a protein of 484 amino acids. NCBI's taxonomy places the organism in Eukaryota, Metazoa, Arthropoda, Insecta, Hymenoptera, Braconidae. The record is from RefSeq and is a predicted model, not a curated record. Gene Ontology annotation, cellular component: transcription factor TFIIA complex; nucleus. Gene Ontology annotation, biological process: transcription initiation at RNA polymerase II promoter; regulation of transcription by RNA polymerase II. Gene Ontology annotation, molecular function: RNA polymerase II transcription regulatory region sequence-specific DNA binding; DNA-binding transcription factor activity, RNA polymerase II-specific; zinc ion binding.